AUGUCUCUGACAAAGCGAGCACGCUCUCAAAACCCAGAUGACUUCCCAACUCUUCAACUCUUUCUCCUUGCCAUUGUUCGACUCGCCGAACCCAUUGCCUUGACCUCCAUCUUCCCAUACGCGUGGGCUCUUGUGAAAAAGUUCCAAGUCGGAAACGAGCAAGAUGCCUCCUUCUACGCCGGCCUCCUCAUCUCGUCCUUCUCCCUCGCCGAGGCACUGAUGGGCAUGUAUUGGGGUGGCCUCUCCGAUCGUAUGGGCCGCAAACCUGUCUUGAUGAUCGGUUGCGCAGGCACUAUGUUUAGCAUGGUGAUGGUCGGCUUUGCCUCUGAUAUUUGGAUGGCCUUGAUUGGGCGUGCAAUCGGCGGUCUUUUGAACGGAAAUAUUGGUGUCAUUCAGACCAUGGUAGGAGAGUUGGUCUCCAAACCAGAGCAUGAGCCACGCGCCUACUCUGUAAUGCCUUUCGUUUGGAGCAUCGGCACUAUCAUCGGGCCUUGUAUUGGCGGCACCUUUGCCGACCCUCAUGUUUCCUGGCCCAGCGUAUUCCCGAAGGGGAGCUUGUUUGAGAGAUUCCCUUAUCUUCUCCCAAACCUGCUCUGCGCUGCGCUGCUUGGUCUCAGCAUUGUCCUAGGUUUUUUCCUGCUUGAUGAAACCCACCCUGAUAUGCAACCCCGCAUAUAUCUCCCAGCAGAUGCCUAUGUGUCUGAGGAGACCCCGCUGAUUGAGACAUCAGAUGCAAUGAAGCGUCCUGCAGUGGAUCUCCGAUCCGAGACAUACGGCACCAUUCAGACCGAGCCUGAGCCUGAAAAUGGCAUCGCCCGUGAAAAGUCCGGUGGGGAAAACAUUUGGACCAAGCAAAUCAUUGGCUUGAUUCUUGCCCUGUGUAUCUUCACAUAUCACUCAAUGACAUACGACCAUCUGAUGCCCAUCUUCUUUGAAGAUGACCGUGCCCCAACCAAAGAGCUGGUAGGCAACAUGGCAAAUUGGUCAUCUCUCUUCUAUUCGCCAGGCGGUCUCGGCUUGUCCGUCCGCUCCGUCGGGAUGAUCAUGGCUGUCAACGGAGUUAUUGCCCUGUUUGUUCAAGCCGUCAUCUUCCCCAUUGCUGCGGAACGGAUUGGUGUGUACAAACUCUUUCUCAUUGUCACUGUCUUGCACCCGAUCGCCUAUGUGAUCGUCCCUAUUCUCAGUUCCGUUCCCGAAACCAUGCUCUUCACUUCAAUCUACCUGUGCCUUGCGGUUCGCAACACUCUCUCUAUCACCCUCUACCCGCUUCUCUUGAUUUUACUCAAAGAAGCCACUCCAUCUUCCAAAGCCCUCGGCAAGGUCAAUGGCCUAGCCGCGAGUGCCGGUGCUGCUUUCCGUAUGGUGGCACCGCCUGUCGCAGGAUAUCUGUAUACCUUUGGGAGUCAGCUUGAUUGCACAGCACUAGCCUGGUAUGGAAGCGCCCUCGUUGCCGUCAUCGGCUCCGUUCAGUGCUUCAUGGUACCACGUCAACCAAAUCACGAAUUAUCUGAAGAGUGCGGCAUUUCGCGCCAGCACUCCGCUUCCUCCGCUGAAGUUUCAGUGGAGAGUAACUAA
This is a messenger RNA of Clonostachys rhizophaga, 1575 nucleotides long. The record is from the annotation of a GenBank genome assembly. NCBI's taxonomy places the organism in Eukaryota, Fungi, Ascomycota, Sordariomycetes, Hypocreales, Bionectriaceae.